GUUCCUCGCGCCGGCCAAGUUUCUCGGCAGCUUUGUUGUCCUUUCUUCGCUCGCCUUAUUCUUCCAGUCAACUCAAUAAAGCAUUCGCAACUUUUAAUCGCGGGCGGGCCCAUCAUCUCCUUGAUUAUUGACUUAAUUCACGCCACACCUCGCCCUCAUCCAUUUCUCGUCACGUCUCGGAAAGACGUUGUAGGCCCGCAUAGACACCACAUCACCCAACGUCCUCGGACACAUCGACAUCAAUCUCAUCUCAAACCACCAUUCUAGUCCACCAGACGACGCCAUUCAAAAUGGUCUCUUUCAAAUCCGCCCUCACCCUCACCCUUUGCGCCGUCUCCGCCGUCGCGAACCCCAUCGCCAACCCCGAGCCCGAACAGGCCCUCGAGAAGCGCCAGGGCACAACCGACGUCGGCACCGUCACCUGCGGUAGCAACAAGUACUCCAAGAGACAGAUCCAGGACGCCACUGCAGAAGGCUGCCGUCUCUAUGCCGCCAACCAGCAAAUCGGCACCAGCCAGUACCCCCACCGCUUCAACAACCGCGAGAACCUCGUCUUUGCCACAUCGGGCCCCUACCAGGAGUUCCCCAUCAUAACUUCUGGAAACUACAGCGGACGGGCGCCCGGAGCCGACCGUGUCGUGUUCGACCCGGCCUACCGGGGCAGCUGUGUCUACGUCGGCGCCAUGACCCACACCGGCGCUGCAUCGCGCAACGGCUUCGUCUCUUGCAACCAGACGAGGUCGUCGUCGUCGGCCAAUGGCACAUCUGCUGCGUCGAGCUACAAGGGUUCCGGCUCAAUCGGGGCUGUUGUCUCUAUUCUCUCGCUUCUGGCACUCACUGCUUAAUCGAACUCGGCAUGCAACGCAAGAAAACAAAUGCCGAGCGAGGGGUAAUGUGAGAGACGGGACAUGAUGACGCCGCUAGCCGAGGGGUAGCGGAUCGACUCAACUCUCGACGUAUAGACUCUGGUCUGGCCCUCAUCGGGCGCCGUCCCCGGAGGAGAGAGAGUUCAGUGGAGGAAAACAACAGAAAUGAGGCUGUCUGCGCCUGAUGUUUAUGGUAUUUGGAAAUCGCCUUUUCGGACGUUAUGGGUAAGAGGGGCUCGAGCUGGGGAUUGAGUUCAGAGCUUAGCCGGCCACGGUAACUUGCCCGCCUCACUGAGUUGUUGCCGCACCAAGAGACAAGGGAACC
This is a messenger RNA of Colletotrichum scovillei, 1191 nucleotides long. Its product is annotated as guanyl-specific ribonuclease N1. NCBI's taxonomy places the organism in Eukaryota, Fungi, Ascomycota, Sordariomycetes, Glomerellales, Glomerellaceae. Gene Ontology annotation, molecular function: RNA binding; RNA endonuclease activity. The coding region runs from base 291 to 845 and encodes 184 amino acids. The record is from RefSeq and is a predicted model, not a curated record. The transcript is spliced from 2 exons.